Molecule: messenger RNA, 269 nt
Organism: Haplochromis burtoni (Burton's mouthbrooder)
Lineage: Eukaryota; Metazoa; Chordata; Actinopteri; Cichliformes; Cichlidae
Product: interferon-induced protein 44-like
Source: RefSeq, a predicted model, not a curated record
AAAUUCCCCAGCUGGCUAUUCUCACUAAAGUUGAUGACGCCUGUCCCAAGGCACAAAAGAAUGUGAACAACAUCUACAAGAGUGACUACCUGAAGGAACAGGUCUACAAAUUUAGCCAGCUUCUGGGCCUCCCAGUGAACAGCAUCUUUCUUGUGAAGAACUACAGUUCAGAAAUCAAUACAAAUGAUGCCACUGAUGCUCACAUCCUGUGUGCACUGAAACAGAUGAUUGUCUUUGGAGAAGACUAUCUCAGCCACUUGAAUGACUGA